GACAGGAGAGCGAGAGAGCAGACGCUCCUUCUGCAGGUAAAGAUCUCUCUCUCUCUCUCUCUCUCUCUCUGAAGAUCUCCUCCUGGCAUCAUCUCACAUCAUCUACUGAACCUCAACAUCAAGGUCCAGCAGCUAGUGGUAGAUUUCUGCUCUCCAUCAUCUCACACUCCUCACACUCCUCCACCGUGUAUCAGGAUGAAGCUCCUCGCUCUGGUGCUCCUGCUCGCCACUUUCUCCUCACCGAUCCUGACGGAGGUGGUGGAGGCUUUUAACAAGAAUACGUGUUCUGAUUCCUUCAUCCACAUAAAAAAGGACAUCAUCACCCCGACAAUUUUCAAAGGGUAUCAGUAUAAAAAGAUUUGCCAGCGCUGGGCAAACGCAUACAGAUUUGCUACACUCUAUGACACUCAACAGAGGAUCCCAGUCUACUCAGCCUACAGAUUCACUGGUCAGCAGGACACCAUCCGAAACGAAGAGUGGAAAAAUGAGCCCGAGCUGGAAAACAUUAAGAGUCCAGAGAUGACUGUGAUCUCUCCUGCUGAGAUGGACAAGUUCUUUCACCAGGCUGUGAACAGAGAUUAUGCAGAGAGCCAGAGAACUACUGGAACUGAAUAUACUCGAGGUCACGUGUUUCCACGUCAGUAUGCUACUAAUCAGGAUCAGGCAGAUUCCACCUUCGCGUUUACUAACGUAGCACCACAAACACAACACAGCAAUGGUGAAUGGGCAGAAAGAGUAGAGACACCAAUGAUGAGAGUGAUAAACCAACAGUGCAGACCAGAUAACAAUAACCCCACUUAUAUCGUGACUGGGGUGGUUCCAGGGAAUAAAUGGAUCCCCAUAACAAGAGAAGUAAAAGAAAAACGUGAAACAAUUCAAAAUGGCGUUAACAUUCCCAGCUAUUACUGGACUGCUUUCUGUUGUCACAACCAUCAGAAUGAAAGAAUUUCAAUGGCCUACCUCACUCUACAAAAUGAACCAAAUGAAAGAACUUUUGAAUUCAGUCAGAUGAGUGUUAAUAGGUUGAACAUACAGCUCACCAGGCUGUACAAACAAGAAUUCAGUGUUUUUGGCACAUUGUGCUUGAAUUAAUACCAUCCAAGCUCAUUCCCUCUGAUUCUCGAGUCAGACCUAAAACUGCUUCAUCCACUUACUUCUUCAAAAAGAAAAAAAAACUCACUCUCUUUUUGAUUUAAUUCACUUGCAGCAAUGCAUUUAUUAUGCUUUGGGAAUAGAAGGUUUCUUUAAUGAUAAGCAACUUUAAAACAAUGACCAAAUGCGAGGUACAAGGAACGAGACCGUCAAUGACAGCGUAGCUCACUCUGGUCCCGUCUCAUCCAGAAGGAACGAUCUAAAGUGGGCCACCUUGCACAAUAAAUGCUGUGAGCUAUAUACACUAUAUACAAGCUAUAUAUAGAAGUGAUAUCCACCCUAGGAAUACCGACCUAUUUACCAGAAAGAAUCCAAAACAACGAGGAAUUGACCGAGAAAAAGCAAUUUUUGUUGAACUGCUCAUUAAGGCUUAAUUAGUUCAUAACUUCAUUAAUAAUUGUAAUGAAGCAAAUCUGGGUAGAAGUUAUAUGUACCAUAGGUUCCCCUACCUUCAUGCCAGAAAGAAUCAAAAUCGGUGAAGAUUGAGGGAGAAGAAGUGAUUUUCGUGAAACGUGGACGACAACGGACAACACAUAAUGGAAUAAAAUCAUCACUUGUCAGCCGGAUGAGCUAAUAACACACUUUAUUCUAUCCCUAUUCACUGGAUAUGAGCAAUCCCACACUCUGAUUGGCUCCUCUAUUACUAGGAUAUCCGCUCAUAUACUGUGAGUAGAGAAAAACAAAAUGGCGGCGCGUGUUACUGAACCAACCAAGGACGAAAUAAAAACUCUACUCGAAAACAAAACCCCAAAAUAUACAAAAAAGAAGCAACAAAAUAUAGAAUGAAAGUAUUUGAUGGUAAGAACAUAUCUGCUUUUUAUUUUUCCAAGAAUUAUUAUCACAUUUUUCACAAAUCGCUCCUGUCAUUUCACUGGUUUGUUUACCUUCUAAGCGGAAAUUAUUUUGUUGGACGUUUUGUAUAAAGUUUUUAUUUAUUGGGUUUGCAAAAAAAAAAAAUGCUCUGUUUCUCAAAAUCCAGCGAAUGUGGAUAGAAUAAAACAGUUAUUCCACUUGGUGCUACGUGCCUCAUCGCCUAUCAGCUCAUGUACAACUCGAUUUUGUGGAAUAACUGUGAAGUGUCUGUGAUGGAGUUACUGUUCCCACCAAAGUUGAUUAAUUUCUCAUAAUAACACGUCCCCACAGUGUUUCAUUCUUCUCGUACCUCAGCACGCUGCCAACGAUUACAUUUUCACAUGAUACUUUUCAUCCACUUAUCAUUACAUUUAAUAUUAUGAAAUAUCCAUUAAACAUGUUCUAUGACAGUCAUAAUAUUCUUUUCUGUAGUUCUGCAAAAUAAUAAAUCUCUCGCUGUUCAUCAUCCUGCAGAUCUUUAAUAAAACUUCACUGUUUGCUGUGAAACUGGUCAA
This is a messenger RNA of Neoarius graeffei (lesser salmon catfish), 2519 nucleotides long. Its product is annotated as endonuclease domain-containing 1 protein-like. Lineage: Eukaryota; Metazoa; Chordata; Actinopteri; Siluriformes; Ariidae. Gene Ontology annotation, molecular function: metal ion binding; nucleic acid binding; hydrolase activity. The record is from RefSeq and is a predicted model, not a curated record. The coding region runs from base 196 to 1092 and encodes 298 amino acids. The transcript is spliced from 3 exons.